AUGUUUCCUACUCCGAGCAUGAGCACAAGAUGCAUCUUGUGUGCAUUCCGAGAGCUAGAAUCUUCCUCGGGGAGAUCACUCAUGAAAGAGAGGAUCAGAUUGAAGUCAUUCGCAGGAAAUCCAAGGCUUAAGUCCAAUGUAAAGCAGCAAAGACACAGUUCCGGAAAUAGCUUUAGAAAGAGUCGUGAUAACUUAGAUUGCGAUCGUAGAGAACCAAAACAGCACGGCCACUUACGGAUAAGGCGUUCAGAACCACGCUGGAUGAGAAGUGGAUCAACAUAUGGUCUAUUUGGAGAGCUCCUGCUAAAUGAACUUCAUCAACUUAAGCAAUUCUUGACUGCAAACACCAACAAAACAUUAGGGGAGUCAUGGGGUAUUCAAUCAGCAAGAGACAUGGAGCUAAAGCUAUCUCAAUUUCGCCACAAAUUAAUAGAGUGUAUCUCUAUGGCCGAAGAAAGAAGCUUAUCAAAGACAGAAAAUCCACUUUUUUAUCGUUUUAGACAAGCAUUUGUAGCGGGGAGCAUCAAUGCGCUAAAACAGGAGCUCAAAUAUUCAUUUCUCAGCUCUGUGGUAUCUAAAGAUUUCUCACAGAAACAGGAAAUACGGCUCGAAGAACUUGCCGACCUACGCUAUCCCGCAGAAUGGUAUCCAUCUACAAGGUCUCUUCAGCGAACUGUUCAUCUUCAUGUUGGCCCUACCAAUUCAGGAAAAACAUAUCACGCCCUCAAGAGGCUAGAAGCCGUUGAGAAUGGUGUCUAUGCAGGACCUUUACGACUCCUUGCCCACGAAGUAUACAGUCGAUUUAACAAUAAGGGCAAACUUUGUGGCUUAAUUACUGGCGAAGAAAAACGUAUUCCGCCAAAUUUAGCUAGCAACAUGUAUAGCUGUACAGUAGAGAUGAUUCCGCUGAACGUGCAACUGGAUGUAGCCGUUAUUGACGAAAUACAAAUGUUGACCAGCCCAGAUCGUGGAUGGGCAUGGACCACAGCAUUACUUGGAGUUCAAGCUAAAGAAGUUCACCUCUGUGGUGAAACACGGACAACACAGAUUAUAAAGGAUUUAUGUGCACUUACGGGAGAUACGCUCGUUAUACAUGAAUAUGAGCGACUCAGCCCCUUGGAAGUAGAAAAAGAAAGUAUAAAGGGAGAUCUCACCAAGCUUCGGAAAGGAGACGCCAUAAUUUUAUUCUCUCGAUUAGCGAUACACGGCAUGAAGCAAGGGAUUGAGAAAGCAACUGGGAAGCGGUGUGCUGUAGUAUAUGGCUCAUUACCACCGGAAACGCGCGCUCAGCAGGCAGCACUCUUCAAUGACCCUGAUAAUGAUUACGAUUUCCUCGUUGCUAGUGAUGCUGUUGGAAUGGGACUAAAUUUGAGUAUUCGUCGCGUUAUCUUUGAGUCUACCCUCAAGUUUGAUGGUACAGAACGUCGGGUAAUGGAAACUUCUGAGAUAAAGCAGAUUGCUGGACGUGCAGGAAGAUACAAAACUGCAAACGAUGAUAAAAAGAAAGAUAUAAACAAUGACAAGCAACCAAUAGUUGCCUCGGGUCUAGAUAUUCCCGAAGCUUCCAUCAAGGAAUCUACGAUGGGUUUGGUAACCACCUUAGCCCCAUCAGACUUCAAAGUUGUCAAAAAUAGCAUGAAAAUUGACGCACCGGCCAUUAAAACUGCUGGAAUAACACCCCCUGCGGAAAUAGUGCUUCGGUUUGCAAGCUAUUUUCCACCUAGCACCCCAUUUAGCUACAUUCUGCUUCGGCUUCAUGAAAUCUCCAGCACUGCUGCUCCCUUCUUCUUAUGCGUACCACGCGACGAAAUUUCAAUUGCUGAUCUAAUACAGCCCUACGACAUCCCAACUCGAGACCGUUUAACUUUCACCGCAGCGCCUGUUUCUACUCAUCAUACUGGUAUCCCAGAGAUCAUCAAGGAAUUUGCUGCGUGUCUAGCUGGUCAAAGUGGUGGUGAGUUAUUAAAAAUGAAAACAUUAAAACUUGAACUUCUUGAUAUCGAUAUAAAAGAUCACCAUCAAGGCUCAAAAGGUUAUCUAAGAGAAGCUGAAGCCCUUCAUAAGGCCCUGACACUUUACCUCUGGCUAAGUUACAGAUUUGCUGGCGUGUUUGUAAGUCAAACACUCGCAUUUCAUGUCAAAGGCCUCAUAGAAGCGAAAAUCGAUGAGUGCCUUGCAGUAGCAACAUAUAAUCCUGAGCGAAGAAAAAAUAUAUCCGAAAAAAGUCGGGUACUCCAAUCUAAGGAGAAAGCUGUUUUGGAGGCUAUGUUAGACUCUACAGCUAUCGAGGAGGACAAAAGAUUCCUAAAAGUAGAGUCUAGUCCAGGGACAAUACUGGAACCAACAAUUGUUUGA
This is a messenger RNA of Blumeria graminis f. sp. triticale, 2355 nucleotides long. Lineage: Eukaryota; Fungi; Ascomycota; Leotiomycetes; Helotiales; Erysiphaceae. The record is from the annotation of a GenBank genome assembly.